CACAGACAACUUUAGGGGCUUUACACCGAUGAGGUCGCCGUGUCUCCUCCACAGCCACAAUCGACCUGAACCGGCCGGCGGCACUUCUCCGACACUCAAAAUUAAACAUUACCACAACGUUGACAACAAUAAAACAUUCUACGGUGCGUAAUCAACUGGUACAAUGGCAGUCCCUCCACCAUAUGCAGAUCUGGGAAAGUCGGCAAAGGACAUCUUCAACAAAGGAUAUGGUUUUGGACUGGUUAAACUCGAUGUCAAGACAAAGUCAUCAAGUGGAGUGGAGUUCAAAACAUCCGGCUCGUCCAAUGUGGACACUAGCAAGGUGACGGGAGCCCUGGAGACCAAGUACAAGUGGGACGAAUACGGACUGACCUUCACCGAGAAGUGGAGCACAGAGAACACGAUUGGCACGGAAGUCUGCAUUGAGGAUAAGAUCACCAAAGGCCUGAAAUUUAAUUUUGAAACCACGUUUUCACCUAACGCAGGCAAGAAGAGUGGCAAAAUCAAGGCUGCCUACAAGCGGGAGUACUUGCACGCCGGUGUGGAUGUGGACCUGGACUUUGCUGGUCCCACCCUCCACGGUGCGGCGGUGGCCGGCUAUGAAGGCUGGCUGGCCGGCUACCAGAUGAGCUUUGACACGGCCAAGUCCAGGAUGCUCCAGAGUAACUUUGCCAUCGGCUACAAGACGGGAGACUUCCAGCUACAUACCAACGUAAACAACGGUUGUGAAUUUGGAGGCUCUAUUUACCAGAAGGUGAACGAGCAGCUGGAGACGGCUGUCAAUUUGGCGUGGGCAGCAGGCAGCAACGGAACUCGUUUUGGGAUCGCCGCCAAAUACCAGAUGGACUCCAGUUCCUCCAUAUCAGCCAAGGUGAACAAUGCCAGCUUGGUUGGAAUUGGAUACAGUCAGACUCUUCGGCCCGGUAUGAAACUUGUGCUGUCUGCACUUGUGGAUGGAAAAAACUUCAACGCCGGCGGUCACAAACUGGGCCUGGGACUGGAAUUGGAGGCAUGAGGAUCACCGAAGCGAGUGAAAUAAGAUGGAGAAGAAAAAAAAAAUUAUCUCCCCUCGCUAUUCUCGAGCGCCGCUGAAACAUCCCCUGAUAGUCUCCUCUCAGUCGUAAGUCACAAUGAAUUCAUACGGGUCAGAAAUGACUACCCAAACCUGCUACAAUUGAUCCAGAAUACAAAAACGUGUGCCUGUUUGAUCAGCAACAAAACAAUAUAUAAGAAUAUCUACAUAAACAUAAAAAAUGGGAGAGCCACAACUCCUAAAUUAAGAACACUUGCAAUGCUUUAAGAGCCACAAUCUUUUCUGUUUGAUUCUAUGUUGACAAUCGGAUCAAGUGAGCAGUAGUGUACAUCAGAGCUGUUAUUUUUGCACACUAGUCUAGUCAACCUUUACCGAUUAAAGCUCUUCUUCUUUUCUUGUA
Syngnathus typhle (broad-nosed pipefish) is the source of this 1433-nucleotide messenger RNA. Its product is annotated as voltage-dependent anion-selective channel protein 2-like. Gene Ontology annotation, cellular component: mitochondrial outer membrane. Gene Ontology annotation, biological process: monoatomic anion transmembrane transport. The coding region runs from base 164 to 1015 and encodes 283 amino acids. Gene Ontology annotation, molecular function: voltage-gated monoatomic anion channel activity. Lineage: Eukaryota; Metazoa; Chordata; Actinopteri; Syngnathiformes; Syngnathidae. The record is from RefSeq and is a predicted model, not a curated record. The transcript is spliced from 9 exons.